Peromyscus leucopus (white-footed mouse) is the source of this 2152-nucleotide messenger RNA. It is a transcript of the gene Lair1, whose product is annotated as leukocyte associated immunoglobulin like receptor 1. NCBI's taxonomy places the organism in Eukaryota, Metazoa, Chordata, Mammalia, Rodentia, Cricetidae. The record is from RefSeq and is a predicted model, not a curated record.
UGGCAGGUCAGAGUCAACUAGUGUAAACCUGAUACUGGAUCAGAGAUGUUGUUCAUAGAGGACAUGGGCAGGCACAAAGAUAUUUUUAAGAGAACAGUUCUCUGUUAGGCCCCAGUGAAGAGAAAAAGGAACCAACUCAAACACUUGAUAAGAAAGAGGAAAUCCUUGAUUAGAAAACCAUAGGCAGUUAUGAUGGAAACUCUCUGAUGGCCAUAGUCAUCUGUUGGCCAGGGUGAGGCCAGGGACAUAGCACAAUGCCUACUGUGUUUGCUCCCUGUGUGAGUUUUGGGUACAGGGAAGAUAGGCCCCUAGAUCCAAGCCCUGCUUGCAUCCACGAUGUGGGACUGCCCUGAUUCACGGGGAGAAGAGAGAGGGCCAGAAGGGCAGUAUCUAUCCAGGCUUCCUGUUCCCCUGACCCUAGCUAGAACCAAAUGCUGAAAGGCCAAAUCAAACCCAGGUUUUUGAGUGAAAUAUUCAACAUUUAAGUCUGAAUUCCUCUUCAAGGACUGAAUCCAUGUAGCCUGAGAACAGAAGGAAUCUGACGCCUUCUCACAGAGUCACCAGGGGAAAGAGUGGAAAGCGCAGGGGAGAAACCUCUUCCUCUUCGUGUGAGGAAACUGAUAUAGAAACCUUGUGAUGAGCGCCAGUCCGCACAUCCUGCCCCUUGUGUCCACUGCAGGGCUUCAGCUCCAGACCUGGUCAGACUGCGGAGCCUGAGUCAUGUCACCCCAUCCUGCCAUUGUGUUGGCCCUCGUGCUGUGCCUGGGGCAGACAAUCACCACUCAGGAAGGAUCUCUGUCAAAGCCUUCCAUCUCAGCUGAGCCACGCCUUGCGAAAUCCCAAGGGGGUUGUGUAACCAUUGUGUGCUCAAACCCUGGUGGAUAUGAUACAUUCCGCCUGGAGAAGGGAGGCCAGAGUGUCAUGGAGAAGGAGAACACACAGCCUCUAAUGACAGAGGCUAGAUUCCUCCUUGACCCAGUGAAUGAAAGCACUGCUGGAUACUAUUCCUGUAUCUAUUUAAAAGAGUCCAUCUGGUCCCCACGCAGUGAGAUCCUGGAGCUGAAGGUAACCAGAGAAGACGUCACCCAGGCUCCUGACCCAGGUCCAACAGUGACUCCAGGCAUGUCUUGGCUGAAGACAAAGGGCAUUUAUAUUCUCGUUGGAGUCUCUGUGGUCUUCCUCCUUUGUCUUCUCCUCCUCCUUCUCUUCUGCUUCCACAGCCACCGUCAGAAAAAGCAGGGGCUCCCAAACAGCAAGAGCCAGCAGCAGAGGCCACAAGAGAGCCUUGCUACUAAUGGCCUGGAGAGAACACCAGACAUAGUCACAGAUGACAGGCUUCCAGAGAAGAGAAGGACAGAAACCUGGACCCCUGCUGCAGGAGGCCUCCAGGAGGUGACAUAUGCCCAGCUGGACCAUCACGCCCUCACACAGAGGACAGUUGGAGCUGUGACCCCACAGAGCACAGACGCCGUGACUGAAUCCAGUACCUAUGCAGCCAUCAUCAGACGCUGAGCCUGGGCACCCCUGAAGACAUGCGCAGUCACUGUUGGAAAAGCCCCAAGCAGCCGUUCAAGGGCUCCUUUUGGGAUCACCUUGGCGUGGAAAGCUAACCAGCCAGUUCUGCUCCAGGCAGAAACUGGACCCUGGAGGCCCCCGUUCCCCAUCUAGGAGUUGCAUUGGGAGGUGGUAGUAUCAGUCCUUGGAAAGACCAUGUUGCAGUAAGCUCCAGAGCCCAAGUUACCCUCACCUGGUUGUUUCCAGAGACAGAGUUAGAGCCCCUUAGCUGUUUCUACAGACCCUUCCACAGCCCAGCUUAUUUAAUGAACAGCACUGUAAUUGUCCAGUGGCCUCGACACCCCCACUUGUGUAAUGAGCCCAGUGAAACCCUGAAGGCUUCCUUGGAUCCCCCUGCUGACUCUGACUGGGUUGUACUCAUGCAGCUGAAAACCAAGCCAUUUCUCUGCAUCAGGCCUCAUGGGGUGCCUCAUGGGUGUUUUUGAAGAUGGAGCAUCUACAGCCUGUGUGGAUCUUGGACACACAGCCUGUAAGGACCCAAAUUCUGUCUUUAUAGCUAUUCAGAGAUGAGUGGGGAAAUAAGGGUUACAAAAGCUGCUUAUGAUUCCAUUUUCUUUAAAAUAUAUGUGUAGUUGAA